Messenger RNA from Racocetra persica, 576 nucleotides. The record is from the annotation of a GenBank genome assembly. Lineage: Eukaryota; Fungi; Glomeromycota; Glomeromycetes; Diversisporales; Gigasporaceae.
AUGUCUGAUUAUUAUACUACCUCUGAAGAAGAAUUUGUUUAUAUUGACAAUAUUACUUCCAAAGAGGAAGAAUUUAAUUUGCUUAAUAGUAUUGAAGAUGAAGAAAAUAAUGCUAUUAUGUUGCUAUCACAAGAAUUCAAAAAAAUGCAUGAUGAGUUAAGUUUACUUGCAACUGCGUAUAAAAAACAACUUGAAAAUCAUUAUCUUAAUGAUGAGGAAUGGGAAGUUGUAGAUUAUGUAAUUAAAUUGUUAGAACCUAUGCUCAUCACAACAGAAUUAUUAUCAUCAAGCUUAUAUCCAACCAUCUCUGAUAUUUAUUUAACUUUUUUGGGACUUCUUCAUUAUUUUAAUGAAUAUUGGUCCAUGCUCAAAGAAUCAACUAUGAUUGCUACAAUUCUUGACCCAUCAUUCAAGCUUAUAAUCUUUCCUUUUGGUGAUAAAGAUGCUGCUUUUACUAGCUUACGAAAUAUAAUGAUUCACUAUAAAUCACAAGCCCCACAAACAACUACGACCACUUCUACUUCUAAAUUGACUUCUAAAAAUAAACAAAAAUUUUUUAAGUCAUUAUUAAUAUAG